Brachypodium distachyon (stiff brome) is the source of this 1208-nucleotide messenger RNA. RefSeq names its product trinucleotide repeat-containing gene 18 protein. The record is from RefSeq and is a predicted model, not a curated record. Bases 87 to 908 code for a protein of 273 amino acids. The transcript has 5 exons. NCBI's taxonomy places the organism in Eukaryota, Viridiplantae, Streptophyta, Magnoliopsida, Poales, Poaceae.
GCCUCCACGCCCCCCCCCCCCCCCCCACCCUCUUCAAUUUCCUCCUCCACCUGCAGCCCUUGUCCCCUUCCUGGUGGGAAGAAUCCAUGGCGGAAGUUAACGAGGAGGAGUCCUGCCUCGCGGUGCUGGCGGAGGCGGCGGGCAUCAUCUGCUCCCUCCGCGCGGGGGACCUCGCCGGGUGGACCCCGCCAUGGACGACCGGGCCGACCGCCGAAGCUCUUGUAGGACCGACCAAGGAGGAGAUGGGGGCCUGGCCGGCGGUGACAAGGGGGAAGCGGUCGAGGUCGUCGCGUGGCUCGGGAUCCGCCGCGGCUAAGGUGGGGAGGAGGAGGGCCCGCGGCAGCCCGGCGUCUCCCCUCGACUACAGCGCCGCGUCCGGCUCCGGCUCCGGCGUUUCCACGAGCGGCGGCGAGGACGGCGCCGUCUUCUGCUCGCCGCCAGCUCCUGCUGCGGCUGCGUCGGCGGCGGCGGUUCCCCAGUCCGUGCCCACCACCGCCGCCACGGCUUCUUCGGCCAAGGUGUGCUCCGCCGGAGUACGGCGCCCGCCGCCCCGGCCAGCCGCCCCCGGACCGCGCUCCCGGAAGAAGAUGAGGCUCCCGGAGGUGCAGCAGCUGGUGCGGUCCCUGGCGGCGGAGAACGACGGCCUCCGCGAGGAGGUGGAGUCGCUGCAGAGGGCUUGUUCGGCGCUGUCCAGGGAGAACGGCACGCUAGAGACAAGGUUGGAGCACUCCUCGAGCAAGCGAAAGAGGACCGUUUCCGAAGAGGAGGAUCGCCCUCGACAACGGAAGCCGAUGCUGCAGCAGCUUGGCCAGCAUGCGGCGGAGCACCGGGGCGCCCGGGAGGGCUUCGUGCUGCCCGAUCUCAACAUUCCAGCGGCGGCACCAGACGACGUCGGAUCAGCUCCCUGACGAACGGCUGCGGAGCUCAGUUCAUCUCCGGGAGAGGGACCUGUCUGACGCUAACCUGAAAAAUUAAGUGUAUAGGAGGAAGCCGGGGAGGGGGGGCACUAUGACUGCGAGCUGAUAAAAGUUUUCGUUUGUUUCGUUUCUUCAGGUGUUUACAGCACACGCUUUUGUGUUUUGUGCAUGCAGUUGAUGCAGAUCGAGGAGAAAUUUAUGUAGUUCAAGUUUAACUUCAGGCAGAGUAUUAGUUGUCUGGUUCGUGUAAACACAGGACUAAGUAAGCACAUACUGUAUCGUUUUGCUGAA